Messenger RNA from Fragaria vesca subsp. vesca, 615 nucleotides. Its product is annotated as STS14 protein-like. Lineage: Eukaryota; Viridiplantae; Streptophyta; Magnoliopsida; Rosales; Rosaceae. Bases 18 to 536 code for a protein of 172 amino acids. The record is from RefSeq and is a predicted model, not a curated record. The transcript has a single exon.
AUAUCACCACAGAAAAAAUGGCCCAAACCAGCUUGUCUGUACUAGCAGUGACGCUAGCCAUAUACUACACCCUCAUCUCAGCCUCCGCCGCAGCCGCAGCUCCUCUCUCCGCCGCAGCCACCGAGUACCUUCGAGCACACAACCAAGCCAGAGCCGCCGUCGGCGUCCCACCUCUGCAAUGGAGCGAGUCACUCGCCAACGCGACGAGUCGGCUCGUUCGUUACCAGAGGGACAAGAUGGGGUGCAACUUCGCCAACCUGACGAGCGGCAAGUACGGCGGGAACCAGCUCUGGGCGAGCGGACAGGUCGUGACGCCGACCAUGGUGGUGGACACGUGGGUCAAGGAGAAGGAGUUCUACAACCACACAGAUAACACGUGCGUCCCCAACCACCACUGCGGCGUCUACACGCAGGUGGUGUGGCGGAAGUCGCUCGAGCUCGGCUGCGCGCAGGCCACGUGUCCCAAGGACCAGAGCACCUUGUGCGUUUGCUUCUACAAUCCUCCUGGGAAUUAUGUAGGGGAGAGUCCGUACUAGAGGAGUUGAUCGAGUUGAUGAUGAAGCUUAAUGUAAGUAACUAAGUUAAUAAUAAGAGUACGUAUGAAUGGUUCAGACU